Cimex lectularius (bed bug) is the source of this 2819-nucleotide messenger RNA. RefSeq names its product DNA polymerase eta (gene DNApol-eta). The record is from RefSeq and is a predicted model, not a curated record. The coding region runs from base 554 to 2695 and encodes 713 amino acids. The transcript has 8 exons. NCBI's taxonomy places the organism in Eukaryota, Metazoa, Arthropoda, Insecta, Hemiptera, Cimicidae. Gene Ontology annotation, molecular function: DNA-directed DNA polymerase activity; damaged DNA binding. Gene Ontology annotation, cellular component: site of double-strand break; nucleus; replication fork. Gene Ontology annotation, biological process: response to radiation; error-prone translesion synthesis.
AAUACAGAUAAUGCUUCACGACGGAGACGAUUUUCUUCUCUGAAUGACUUAUUUUCUUCCCGUAGAUUGUUAAAGUCCUCUUUUGUAACCAUCGGACUUGACGUUUCGUCAAGAAUAUCAUUAAUGCAGUAGCCAUUGACUUUGUAAGUUCCGACAUAGGUAAAUGUCCAACUUUAACAGAAAUACUGAAUCGAAUGAUCUAUAAUCAUGCCGGAGGCAGAAGUAACUUUUUUGUCCCAGUUUUAUUUGUUUCCUGAGCUUCUCGGACGUUUAGACGGUAAAUUUUUAGAACUUGAACGUGAACGUUUUAAGAGGCAAAAAGAGGAUGGAGAAUACUAAUUAGUAAGAAUAAAUAGAGCAAUGACCAAUUCUUCCUAUUCGCUAAAUGUCUCUCGUAAACAUAAACAAAUACAGACCGUGAUAGUACCUCUUGUAUCAAUGCGUUUAUCCGACGGAUGAGCUGAUAAGGCGAGUGAAGGACAGGGAGAACGCGUGAGAUUGCAGUAUUAUUGCAUUGAGUUAUGAGGCGAAAGACAAGGGUGUGACAAGGUCCAUGAGGGGCGAGGAGGCCAAAGCCAUUUGUCCCGAGAUUGUGCUGGUCACCGUACCGACAAUAAGGGACAAAGCAGAUUUAACCAGAUAUAGAGAUGCAGGAAGGGAAGUUGUGUCUGUACUUUGCAAAUUCAGCGACGUAGUUCAGAAAGCUAGUGUUGACGAGGCAUAUAUUGAUUUAACUGCACCCAUCCAAAAGAGGAUGAAUGAGACUAACAAUACUGGUAUAAAGAUUGAAGAUCUGGCCAGUACGUUUAUUGUUGGCUAUUCAGAUGAUAAUUCCAAUGAGGAAGAAGAAAGGCAAAAAGGGACAAAAAGCUGGUUGCAAGAUAUUUUUGAUAGUGAUUUCCAUCCUGAGGCUGCACAGCGACUUGCUUACGGGGCUGUCAUUAUUGAGGAAUUAAGAAAAGCUGUGCUUGAAACGACUGGUUUUAAAUGUUCAGCUGGAAUUGCACAUAAUAAGGUACUUGCUAAAUUGGCAUGUGGAAUCCACAAGCCAAACCGUCAAACGGUUUUGCCUCAGGAUUCAGUGGCAGGCUUGUUUGCCACUCUUCCCCUUAGGAAAGUCAGGAGCCUUGGUGGAAAAUUCGGGGAAGAGAUAGAAGAAAGUCUCGGCUGCAAAUUUAUGGGCGACCUACUUAAAUAUUCGGAGAAAGAGCUCAGAGACAGAUUUGAUGAUAAAACCGGGUCGUGGCUUUACAACAUGUCAAGGGGUUACGAGUACGAGCCGGUACAGUCACGGCUGGUUUCUAAGAGUAUUGGCUGCUGUAAAAAGUUUCCAGGAAAAGUGGCGUUAAAGUCACGCAAGGACGUGGAACACUGGCUCAACAAACUGUCGGAAGAACUGCUUGAAAGACUUCUAGAAGAUGAAGCAAUGUAUAAACGAAGGGCCACCCAGAUAGUUGUAUCAGUUGCCUUGGAAAUUAAUAAAAAAGAUAUUGUAUCUUCAAAAACUCUUCUCUUGCCUUCAUAUAAUUACGAUAAAAUUUUUUCCUUGGCAAUGGGCUGUUUGAGGAAGUUCUGUACCGAAGACCCAUCAAGUUUGGCAUGGUCACCGCCAAUUAAAUAUUUAGGUCUGUCAUCAGGAAAGUUUAGUGAUGUUGGUACAAAGACGAUUAACAGCUUUUUUAAGCCCGUUGAGUGUAAAACACUUGGUGAAAAAACAACCUUACAAAUUGAUUUGCUCGAUGAUACUGGUAGCCCUUCUUUUUUUGAAAAGAUAUUUCUUAAAGACGUAGAUUCAAAGGGGAAAGAAAGGCCUAAAUUGAGUUUGUUGCCUUUUUUGGAAAAAGCUGAAGAUGACGAUUCUAAGCAAAAUUGUGUAGAAAGCGACUUUAUAGAACCAAUAGAAAAGAAUGAAGUUGAAAGCAAAACUAAAACAAACAUUAAAACAAUGUUUAAGAAAAUUGAAGACAAAGAAAAUCGUUUGAACAUUAUAAAAAAUGAUAAAGUUAAAGAAGAGAUUUUAGAUUCAAUGGAAACUAAGUUGGUAAAAGAUCCUCCAAAAUCGACAAUAAACUGUUUAUUUUCGAAAACAGAAGAAAAGCCCCAGAUAAAAAAAGCCAAGACGAUCGAGUCUUUUUUAACAAAUAAUACCACUGCGCAAUUUAAUCCAGAGGAAAUUUUCCCUGAUUUGAAUGCAAUCGAUGAUGAGAUACUAUCAAUGCUGCCGCCUAAUUUUAGAAAAAAAGUGAUCGAACUUAGAGAUCAAAAGCGCAAAGAAGUAGCAGUUCACAAUAUUGAUAAAGGCAAAUUAAAUGAAUUCACUGAUGUGAAUAAGCCAUCCACUUCUGGUUUCCAAGACGUGACAGAAAAAAAUAUUUGCAAUGAAGAAUUUUGUGAUUCUGAAGAAUCAAACCCUGAAAUAGCAGUCCUUGUGGAAUUAACUGAAGAUAUUGAUUAUAAAAUAUGUCAAGAAUGUUUUAACAAAGUACCUGUGCUUGAAUAUGAAGAACACUGUGAUUUUCAUCUGGCAACAAAACUUCAGAAAGAGUUGAACACCUUUCCAGUGGUGCAAGAUGUCAAACCAAAAAUUCAGAUGUCCAAGGCAUCACAGCCUAAGAAACGAAAAAGCAGUGAUUUGAAACAAGGCAAAACAAAUAAAAAGGUUAUGAAAAGCAUCGAUUGUUUUUUUAAAAAGUAAUUUAUGAAAAGAUUUAAAAUAUUCAACUUCUGUGAUAAAUAUGCAUAAUUAUUAUAUUUUUUUAUAUAAAUGUGAAUGUUAUAUUGUAUGUAACAAGCUACCGCAGUCACCUUAAUCAAUAAAA